CGUCGAAGUGCGGCGCGCGGGAGCGGCGUCACGUGACGGCGCGGCGCGAAGGUCACGCGGCGCGCUGGGAAGAUGGCGGCGGCGGGAGCCGGCGGGUGCCGGAAAUGUCUCAUCAGUGGCAUAUGGCUUAUGUCCAGAAGAUACCCAGUUCCUGCAGUCCACAGAGAUGCAGUUUAUAGAAUGAGCAGGCCUGUCCUAGAGAUCCACCAGUCUAGAUGCUACUCUUCUGGAGGAAGAAAGGGGUUUAUAUCAGGUUUUGUGGAGAACAUCAAACAGGAAUUAGCAAAAAACAAGGAGAUGAAAGAAAGCAUUAAAAAAUUCCGAGAUGAAGCUAAAAAGCUAGAAGAAUCUGAUGCACUUCGAGAAGCAAGGAGAAAAUACAAAACCAUUGAAUCUGAAACAGUGAAGACCUCAGAAGUGAUUAAAAAGAAACUUGAAGAAAUAACUGGUACAGUUAAAGAGAGUUUGGAUGAAGUAAGUAAGAGUGAUAUUGGCCGAAAGAUAAAGGAGGGUGUGGAAGAAGCAGCAAAAACAGCAAAGCAAUCUGCAGAGUCGGUGACAAAAGGAGGAGAGAAACUAGGCAAGACAGCAGCCUUCAAAGCUAUUUCUCAGGGAGUAGAAACCGUUAAGAAGGAAAUAGAUGAAAGUGUUUUAGGGCAGACUGGUCCUUACAAACGUCCGGAACGGCUACGAAAAAGAACAGAAUUCUCAGGCGAGAGGAUUAAAGAGGAGCGAAUAUUUGAAGCCAAUGAGGAGGCCAUGGGUGUGGUGCUGCAUAAAGACUCAAAAUGGUAUCAGCAGUGGAAAGAUUUCAAGGACAACAAUGUGGUCUUCAAUAGGUUCUUUGAAAUGAAAAUGAAGUAUGAUGAAAGUGAUAAUGCAUUCAUUCGAGCUUCCAGAGCUGUCACAGACAAAGUCACCGACUUAAUAGGUGGAUUGUUCUCAAAGACGGAAAUGUCUGAAGUUUUGACAGAGAUACUCAAAGUCGAUCCAUCGUUUGACAAAGAUCGUUUUUUAAAGCAAUGCGAGUUUGAUAUAAUCCCCAAUGUCUUGGAGGCUAUGAUAUCUGGAGAGCUCGAUAUCCUCAAAGACUGGUGCUAUGAAGCAACUUACAGUCAGCUUGCUCAUCCAAUCCAGCAAGCCAGAGCCAUGGGUCUGCAGUUCCACUCCAGGAUUCUUGACAUUGACAACAUUGAUCUGGCUAUGGGGAAGAUGAUGGAGCAGGGACCAGUAUUAAUCAUCACUUUUCAGGCUCAGGUCGUGAUGGUGAUUAAGAACCAGCAAGGGGAAGUGGUGGAAGGUGAUCCAGACAAGGUUCUGCGGAUGCUGUACGUGUGGGCUCUCUGCAGAGACCAAGACGAACUUAACCCGUACGCUGCUUGGAGGUUAUUGGACAUUUCCUCAUCGAGCACUGAGCAGGUUCUCUGAGGGGAACGGCAUCCAAGGAUUUCCUGGACCUCUCUCAAAUCAAUGCCAUCGCUGAACUCGCACCGAUCUGCUGGAUGAUGAACUGUUGGCAAGAGAGGCUGGACUGGUUCCUUUUCAGAAGAUCAAGCUAUUCGGUGUGCCCUUAUUAUACCAAUCCCUAUAAUGAACUGGACAUGUCUGCCUUACGCUUUGCUGUAAGGCUGUAUGGUAGAUUUCAACGUGAAAGGUCUUUAAGACACUAACAGCUGCUGUUGGCUUCUUUUUUAAUUGUGGCUGAAGGAGGCUGUUUUGGGCCCUCUCUUUCCCAGUGCUCUCAGUGAUGGACAGAGGGUGGGGAUUGGAGAGUGAGAUGUGACAAGUCUAGUUCCCAUCUGCUGUCAUCCUCUGGUGGCUUCGAAGCAUCCCUGAAAAGGUCUUAGAGGGGCUUUUGAAGGGUGUUGGUCUUCACUAACGUACAUCCCUUGUACAAAGUUGCACCAAUAAGCCUUCUGUUGCUGCAGUGACCUGCACUUUGCUAAACCAAAUACCACCAGGACUUUGCACGUGACGCUUAACUGGGGUGGAGCAGAGUCAGGAUGGAGGUGUUGGCAUCAUCAGGCUGAUUCUUCAGGCUGGUUGCAGGCGCGGAGUUGGCUUCCAGUGAUAAUAUUUAUAUAUCCACAGCUUUGCAGGGGGAACGCGAUUCUUUUGGUGUUCUCUUGUGUCAGCUGGUACCGCUAAAGAGCUCACAACUGCGUUUCUCCAUUGGGUUAAGCUGAUGGCAUGGAGGAAACGGGCUGUAACUGCCUACAAUGAAGUGAGAACAGAGCAGCGGUCAGGAGUGUCAGGGAUGGACAGACUAGCAACAAGUGAGUAAAUAAAUUACAAUAACAGGUAGAACAUCAUCUUUCACAGGUUUUUAUUGGAUGGGGUGUGGGAGGAGCGCCUGUGCCAAGCAGUGCCGCCUCUGCGGUGUUCACUGGGGCUGCGAGGUUUUCCUCUUGAGCCCCAACAUGGAGUUGCAACCCGAAGCAGGAGGCAGAACGUGCCUCGCCGGGGUGGCGGCUGCUCCGGCGGCGACUCCUUCGCUGUCAUGGGAAGGAGGAAUGUGUGGGUAGUGAGCCCGUGGCAGACGCACUCGCAGGAGUUAUGUGCAGUUAAUUAAUAAACAGCGGCUUUUUCCUUUGCAGCCGUGGCUGCGCUGCUGUCCCUUUGCAC
Molecule: messenger RNA, 2625 nt
Organism: Cuculus canorus (common cuckoo)
Lineage: Eukaryota; Metazoa; Chordata; Aves; Cuculiformes; Cuculidae
Gene: TIMM44
Product: translocase of inner mitochondrial membrane 44
Exons: 13
Coding region: 73-1428 (451 amino acids)
Biological process (GO): protein import into mitochondrial matrix
Cellular component (GO): mitochondrial inner membrane
Molecular function (GO): protein-folding chaperone binding
Source: RefSeq, a predicted model, not a curated record